GUCCUAUUCUGCGAAACGACAAUAUGAUCCUUGUGAGGCCAUCCCCUUUUGUUUCCCCCUCCAAAUUACGGCCAACACCAACACCUGCCACGACUCACAACUCGACUCACUCCCCCUUUUUGCUGAACAACCAUCAAGCCCCUUACCGCAUCUGUCUUCCCCUCGCCCCGCCAACAAAGUAAAUAUCCAAGUACUAAGAAUGCACAUUCCCAUUCCAACCCCGACUCACUCUCGGAUCCCACUUCAU
Sodiomyces alkalinus F11 is the source of this 247-nucleotide messenger RNA. RefSeq lists its product as hypothetical. Bases 24 to 182 code for a protein of 52 amino acids. The transcript has a single exon. The record is from RefSeq and is a predicted model, not a curated record. NCBI's taxonomy places the organism in Eukaryota, Fungi, Ascomycota, Sordariomycetes, Glomerellales, Plectosphaerellaceae.